AUGUCCCUGGUGACUGAAGUCUCGAAGGGUAGAUCUUGCUGUCAGAUUUGCCAUGUUUUAAUUCUGUAGCCUUUCUACGUGAUGUAUUCCACUCACCCAAAAUGAGCAAAGGCCGGCGUGUUUUGGUCGUUGAUGAGGAAUCCGCCACAUUGUUGUCUUCAUGUUUGCGUAUGCAAGAUAUCAUGGAUACGGGCGUGAUACGUAUGUUUAAACCUAGUUUUAUUCGUGUUUAGUCGUCGAGAACAUUCAGAAGGCACGAAAGAAACUACCAAUGGAGGCUAUUUAUAUUAUUUACCCCGACAGAGAUGUAAUCGGAUCAUUUCAGUUAUGUACUUAGUCUACAGAUCGACUAAUUGGAGAUCUAACCUCCGUGCCUACGCAGUAUUCCAGCGCCUACGUUUAUUUUACAAUUGGUAAGGACCACUUGGUUUUUUGUGUUGAACUAGCUUUCCAUUUACCCCUCAGCCCUUAGCUCAGCUGCAUUUUGAAAACAACACGAUCACGAAGGUUUACUCGUUAACUGUUUCUUGAAAAUGCUUUCUUUUGUAAUGCUAAAUAGCUGGGCCGCAGGGCGUCACAGCCGCUAGUCAUCUCAUCGCUAUUUCUUUUGAUAUAAUUGUGUAUCAUACAUUGCUGCUAACGCGUCAGCAGUAGCUUCGCCUUCAACGUCUUUUGAUAAACGAGCUGACAGUUGCCUAACAGUACGUCCUUAUUGUGACUCACAUCUUGAAUACGUUGAUAUAUUUUAGCCUGCCCACCACAGACUCUCCAACGAAUAGCAACUUCCGGAUGCAUGCCACUCCUAAAGGCAUUGACGCAGUUGAAUAUUGGAUUUCUCCCGCUCGAGACGCAUGUUUUUUCCGUCCCUUGCAAGGACACCCCUGUACUCUACAGCUGUCCUGUUGAUCGAGUUCCUGAUCGCGGUCUUAGAUUAGAACGCAUGGCCGAACAAAUUGCAACGACCUGUGUGCUCCUGAAUGAGUAUCCGAAAAUUCGAUACAGGAAGUUAGUCCGUGACUAAUUUUUUCCAUAGUUUUCGUAUUACACAGUUAAUUAAUUUUUGGAGGCUCAUCUCCUAAUCUCCACAAAUAUCAUUCACAUUUCGGCGAGUUCCAACGUGUCCGCAGUUUCAGUGAACGCGUUGGGAGCGUAAUUAAUCACAUACUGUAUUCCGGUCUCUUUAGUCCAUUAUUUAACAGAUUACACCUGUAUCGCGUCUCAGUGAACCUUCAGAGAAAUAAAUUUGCGCGUUUUUGACCGCAUAAGUGAGUAAAAGAAACUUACAUACUGACAAUCAGCCCUCUUAUCUUUUCAUUAGCAUUUGCUAGUACUUAGAUUGUGCGGCCUGUUUCCUUAAUAUUCAUUGGAUUUGGGUGAUGCCUAUCCUUUCUAUGGAUGCCUGCUGUCAAGACUCGAUUUAUAGAUUUUACUAGUGAAGUAGGAAAAACACUAGGGAUAUGACUCGGCUUUUUCCGAAUUUGCAGACAAGUAGUCCCUUUUUAUUCAUUUUUUUACAUCUACAGGAGACCUGAAAAUCUUGAGCUGGCUCGAUUAGUCCAAAUGAAACUUGAUCAACAGAAGUCCGAUAAUCCGUCAAUGGGCCAGGUAACCUCCCCCUUCGUAUAUUUAAGUCUCCUCCAGGCAGUGUUUGUUGAAUCAGUUACCCAGAUAAUCGAGUGCUUGUUGUCUGUAUUCGCCAUUCUGCUAGGGAACUUAUAAAGGACAAAGCAUUCUCCUUCUACUUGAUCGGGGUACGGAUCCUCUAACGCCACUCUUGCACGACCUUACCCUGGAAGCCUUACUGCACGAUUUGGUCAAAAUUGAAGGCAACAUAUACAGGUUAGAAUGUCACACUAUUAUUCUAGCCGGUUUACAUUUUACGGAUAUAAACGCAUGCAUUCAGCUUGAACAUAUUACAAACACAUUGGGGUGGGGAUGCCACUUCCGGCAUUUUGUUGAAGUAAAGAAAACAAAUCGACCUCCGGGACAAUCAGUACAUGAGUCUUAGUUUUCGAAUUCACGGAGGAGUCCGUCAGCUGGGCCGUGAAACACCCACAACAAAUGAGCAGUUUUGUAGUUCCCAAUGGCAUGUUGGCAACGUGAAUCCUUGACCGGAAACUGGGCCGCGCCGCCUAGACCCGAGAGCACAAGGCAUGGUAGGCGGAAAACGUGUCCUGCUCACAAAACUGUAGCUAGAAGUCCAGUCCCCCAGCAGCGAUUUACGCGUCUUGUUGCCGACCGGCGUCAUUAUCUUUGUCUGCAAAGCCAAAUUUAUAGCCUUGUCAGAGGGUGUGCACAGCGACUAGGGUCAGCGGGUCUUAUGCACGCAGUCGACUUAUGCCUACGGAUUCGUAAUUUCAACUUCCAUCUCCCCUUUUCCAUAUAGAAGUUUUGUCUAUGACAUUAGUUGGCCUGUCCUCCAGGAUGGUUGUCUUCCCAUGAGCAUCGCUUUCAAUGGCAAACUUGAGUCAGGGACUACUAUACCAUCUUUUCCUUAUUUACAAGUGUUAUGACACGUACCUGCUUCCUACGGCUCGAUUUAGAGUUCGCCCACUCACAGACUGCUCUAGAGAAGAAGUAUUGCGACCAGGCUCUUGAUCUUCGGGGCAAACAUGUUGCGUCAGUUGGGUGCCUUAUAGGACAUCACAAUUAAUAGUGAACUGAAGACUGUACGCAUUAGAAUUUUUCAGAAGCUGGGGAGUGAGAGGAUACUGGUGAAGUUAGUAAGGGGUUUUAGCGUUUCAACAUUCGUGCAGCAAAUGCAGCGGGCAUUACAGUCAAGUGGGUAUUUUACGUCAGGAUUGGUGACAACUCGCGUCUUCAAUUUCGUUCUCAGGUUCUUGAAUGCGUUUGUUUUCAGGUCGACCAUGACGUUGUACACUUGCCCGCUGUUAUUUUUGCCUUUUUUUGUGAUUCUCAUUUCGCAUUGAGGAAAAGAACUCGAUUUUAGUGGGAGUCAGUAUAGUUUUUGCCUCAGUUUUUGGACUCAUACAAGAGUCCAGAAAUAGGUACUGGUUUACGUGGAUCACAACCUAAAGUUGAUCCAUACAUUGCAUUACCUUAAUCGUACUCAGUAACAACCGCCACUGACAGUGCCAAAUUUUUAAAAAUUUAUCUCCGGUUCCUGCGUCGAUUCGUUCAUAUCUCAGAAAAAAAUGAACGUAACUUUUGUUUCAUGUUAUCAUUUUUGCUGAAAAUUAGGCCUACAGCUUGUUCUUGAAGAACGUGAGUACACCGGUUUUAAGAAAGCUCAUUAGGUCUUUUGGAUUUUGAGAUGCAACUAGUAGGUUCAUUUGUCUCAAAGGUUCCUAAGCUGCAUGCGAUAUUUGAUCUAGAACAAUUUUAUUAGAAUGUGGGAUCCUUCGCCGAUUUAGUUACAGUAUGGAACGCAGCCAAACCUUGGUGCAUUGAAGCUCAAUCCAUGAACCUCGCGCGCGGUGUCACAUAGCGACCGACAAUGAUGGUUGGUUGACUGACGGCGAACAGUAGCCUGAAAUUGCCAUCGUAGUCUUCUCUUUGUCGAUAUUAAUUCUGCCGACUCACUUCUCCUCAUGUGCCUGUGGCAGUAGUUCUUGUGUAUUUUUCAGGCAGCCGUGUUAAGCCUGCGAAUGCUAGAUUACACUAAUCCCCAUGAAGACUUCCGAAGAUUUUCCUACUUGCCAUACUUCCCUUAUUCUAGUGUAAUAUUUGAAGAAAGACCAAAGUUCCUGCAAAAUGAGCAUUAAAGUGAAACUGUCGUGCACCCUUCGUAGGAAAUAGUUUUACGCUUGUUGAUGUAUCUGAAUUUGGUCGUCGAAAUUGUCACUGUUUUCGUAGCGAUUGUUCUCUGAGUGUGAUUUUAAUGGGUGCAUGAAUGAAUUCCCAACCGAGGGCUCCACGCAUAUCCUUACUGCAACCGCUGGUUGGGAAUAUUUCCCAUGGACUGCUGUUGACAAGACAAAGUGGGGCGUAAUGACCAUUUCUGGUUUAUUUGACUUCCUCAUCUAUCCAGACUCUGCCACCAGACUGAAAGAGCACGGACUCCGGCCAGCGCUUUUCGUCUCUGAGAUUCAGGUCAGACGUUCUCCCAUAGAAUUGCGGGAUCGUCACGUUGUUUGGGAUCGGAAACACUAAGUCACAUUGGUUUGACGUUCGGCGACGUGUUCUUUUAACAGGAAGUAAUACAGACUCUUCCGUUCCGCGGGAACAUUUGCCAUUGCAGUUGGUCGCACAACGGCGAGCAAUCAGUAGAAGGGGAGGACUAAGGAAAAGACAUCUAAAAGGACUAAAAAUCAUUUCUCUAUUAUUUACACUCAUCAGCCAUGCAUGCCCAACCCUAGACCGGUACAGCGAUAAAUCGCGCCCGAGCUCUGGUCUCUAGGCAUUUGAGCCAAAUACCUCCCGAUUAGUUUACGGACCCACGCCUUAUCGACCAUGAUAUAGGAAUAUGCAGUCCCAUGAAAGUGGAUAUGCAAGGGUGUUAGAAUUCAGACCAAAUUCAGUCCCGCUGCUCCUGCCCAUUCAUUUGCCGUCCCUUCGUGGUUAUGUCAACAGCUACUGUCAGUAGGACUAUCACGCCUUGUGGUCGAGGGCGUGCAUGCCCAAGUUAACUUGUAACGGUAAAAGUUAGUUGUGGCCAGCUAGACCUGUUAGUCGUCUUCAACACUAACAUCGGCACAUCUGCAGGUAUCCUACCAUGUAUAUUUUUACAUAACCAGUCUUCUAGCUCCUUCAAAGAAGGACCGUAUAAGAAGUGUCUUUCCGUGUUCAGGCUUUGUCUGAAUAAUUGGGGACCUGCUACAUCCCCAGACUUAUUUGUAAAUUAAUCCGACCCUAGUAUGUUUUGGCUUGGUCUACUCUCUGUUUCCUUCCGUUUAAGGUAUGGCAAUGGUCAGGAGUUCGAAUUAACCGAUCAGGACAAACUGUGGAAGGACCUUCGUCACGAACAUAUUGCUGAUGUUACCAGGUAAGCUUCCAAAUCCUCAGUGCAUCCCAGAAGUCAUGCUGGCGGCAUUUGGCAGCCCAGCUGGUGUUUAUUAGUUGUAUGCAUGUUUGGCGAUCAAAGUUCAAAGCCUGCCGGGUGAACAUUUUGUCCGUCUACCGCCACGGGGAUGGUCAGGGACAGUGAUGACUUGCACUCGAAUUGGGUUUUAGUAGGGGGACCAUGCAUAGCACCGAAUUUACUCCCUCCUUCCCUUCCUCUCGCGCACCAGAGUCAAUACUCAGUUAGACCCACCGAACCAAUGAGUGACCAGUUCUUGUUUUUGGGAGUGUAGACAUUCCCAACACCUUUCACUCCCGUUUCCUGCAUGUCACACGCGCUUGUUGCUCAGCUGACAUAAGCUGGACUUCGCUUGAAAACUUGUUUGAUAAUAGGAUAUUUGUCUCCGUCUGAAUCUGACGCAACAACACCGCCAAAUCUGGAUGUCCUACCAACUUUUUUUACAGUACAAGGGCAUAUUUUUGGCCUCCAAGUGAAUAAAACGGAGUCAUCUUGGACGGUUUUUAACCGUUAGACACGUCUUCCCAACCCCUUUAUAAUUUUGCGCACCGAGUAUUCGCCAAGUGCGCAAUAGAAGCAUCCAUUGUCACGAGAUUUUCGGCAUUUUCAUCCUUGCAAUCUUGCUGACUCUUUUGUAUCUUUCCUCCUAAAGCCCAUUCUGAUAGUUAAGGGUCAGGACGUGAACAAUUUCUGAUUUUCUGGGCUUCAUCAACCCUUCCAGUACAGCUACCAUAGGUCGCUUAUGAUGUGGAGAUGGUUUCUAGCUACUUUUUAUCACCACUGACGCCUGCUCGCGCAUUAAUAUCCGUGGGUGACAAAAAUGCUUAAAGGAAGGUAAAAGGGUGGAUAAUGUUCUGCAGACUUGUUGCAAAUAAACCCUCAUGCGUAUAAGUACACCAGGGUCAGUCAGGCAAGAAAUAGAGAAGCUCAUUGCCUUCAUCUGGGGGCAGAUGCGCUAACCAAACUUGCAUCACUAUUCGGCUUCGUUUCCUUGUGUUUAGUACAAUUCUCCCACCGUCUCACGAGGGCUUGAGUUACUUUAAAGAACAAGUCUUUUGGGCUCAUCUCAAACCGCUCAGGCCCUUACAUCCUGUCACAACUGGCUAAUAACUUGCUUGAAAGGUUGCCAGCUGCCGAUAUAAUUCUGUCCUCCCUGGAAAACCAAUCAGACACCUUCGUAGUUUGACCUUCCUGACACCCGUUCAUACGAUAUCCGAGGACCCGCAUUGAGGCUUGACGAGUGUGGAGUUAGGCGCUAGGUCAUGUGUGUUUGGCAUGGACUGUUUAGCUUUGUCAGCCGCUGCGUCCGCGCCCACCUCCAGUCGUCGUGACCCCGUCUUGCCAGCGGAAUACGGCGGGUGCCGAGGAUAGACAGUGAGGUAAUUUCUGCAAAAGUCAACGACCAGUUUCAUGCGUAGGUCCUCCCAGCGUCCUUGCGACAGUGGUGGUCACAAUCGCCUGCAGCCAACGAACUCGUGAUGUCGGAUCGGCAACUGCGCCCACGCCCACCUCCAGACGUCCUGACUUUGUAUGACUAUUCGAGCAGGAGGAAAGGGGGCUGAUUUCGAUCCCGUUCAUGUGCAAGUCACCACUGCUCCCCAAUGUGAUGAUCACGACGGACGAGUUAAAUGUCAAGGCUUGACCAGUAAUCUUCCCCUCUCCCUUUUUUUCCUACAAAGGACACUGCCUUCUCUUGUUCGGCAGUUUGCAGAGAGCAAGAAGCACUUCCUGUCAUCAAAGGAGGCGGCCAGCAUGUCCUCCAGCCCAAACAGUACUCUCUCUCGAGACAGCGCUGGCGAGGUGAACCUUGCCGCGGAGACGGGCAGCGAUACCGGACGGAGCCAUGAUGCCAGCUUGCGCGCCCUCCAGACGAUGGUCCGGGAGAUGCCCCAGUACCAGCGCGAGGCAGCCAGCUACAACGCCCUAGUGUCCAUCGCCGACACCUGCCUUUCUGCCUGCAGAAACAGCGUUAACAAAAUGUGCGCUGUUGAGCAGGUAGGAGGGCCUGUUGCCUGUGUUGUAUCUCCGCCAUUCCCGAAUGCGGCCCCACCGAUACAACAUUUUUCCAUGAAAGCUGGAUGUUUGUACUGUCUUUGGCUAGGCACAUGAAGUACUGACCCCGUUUUUUGCUCUCUAUUUAUUGAUCUCCACUUUUUCUUUCCUAACUUUGUAUUUUUCAUCUAAGGCCUUAACCAUGAGCUUGCUUGUUUCUUGCUUACUGAACUGCCUUCUUCCUCUGCGCCCACAGAACUUGGUCAUGGGUCAGACCGCAGAAGGCGAAGCCCUGCACGACCCCAUGCGCUCUCUCGUGGAGGUACUCAGUCCCGACACGAUGACAGAGUUGGAGCGUUUUCGUCUAGUGGUUAUCUUUAUCCUUUCCCGAAGUAAGCCCUGCUUUCCUGCGAUUCCUUUUCAUAUACGUCCACAGUCCUGUUGAUUCAAUCGUGAUAAUAGUUGAAAUGCUUUUCACAAACUGCAUGCUUUGGCCAAUCGUGCAACAUUGACCCCGAUUCCGACAAGAAAUCUGCUGAGACCUGAGAAGCUAUGAAUUUCCUCGUGAGGCGAUUCGCGAUAGUAACUUAUCAACAGUGUCUUUCACACCACUGCUUAAACAUGAUGUUUAAGUGGUCCGCAACUUGCCGGUAGGCACCCAAAAAUGGUCAUAUAAACAAAGUCAGAUUUCGUAGAUUUAUUUCCCUGGGACAGUUAUUAGGUCAGGGUGCACACGGACCUUAGCCGUGUUCCAUACUCCUAAGCAUCCUUCGUCUUCCAUCAGGCGGGUGACGGCUUUGUCAACCGGAUAAUCCAUGGGGUGCACCUAGAGUUUCUACCAUCCUCUUCACUGCUCGAGUUUUUUGAGUUCGCUCUGAACUGCGAUCUGCCUGCAUAUAUGCCACCCACCACCAUCUCUGGGUGUGCAAAUGAUUGACCAGCUGGUUAGAUUCUCGUCUGUCACUGUUAUGCAGCUACUGUGUUAGGUGCGGUAAUACGCACAUAACAGGUUCCCUCGGCAGAGACUAACAAACGUAGCAAACCUUUUCACUGCUUUCAGCGGCCCAAUGUUCUUUUUUUGGAACAAUACUGCACACUUUUCUGACGUGUAGCUCUUUGUAUCUUUCCAAGUCCUUUAAUGACUCCUUGUUGGAUAGACUCUCUUCAUCCACCUUAAUUUUGGAUUCAGUUAUCGGUAGUCACCAAUCUCCUAGACUUGCUACCGAAUCUCAUUAGGAAGAUUUCUGAGCAUUACUAUGACAAACGGACCACAGUUUCAAGUGCAGCGUCGGAGGUAACAAUGAGGGCAAACUAUUUAUGCCAAACUGAAGGUCAAAUGCUUAAAAGAAUCCAUCGUAUUUGUCCCUGAAUCUGUUGCAGAUCUUAUCUCCAGCGUCAACUCCUGACACUACGUUUUUUGAGACGUGGUGCCUCAUCUCGCAGCCCGACUUUAUUUCCACACAGACUAGUGCCGAUUUCUCUAGCUCCAGGCAUCCUUUUUAAUUAUAAAAGGGCUCCUAAUCUUAGUGUCCAACCUAAUCUUGUCACAUGGGACUACUUAAGUUGGGCCUUGACAACUAAGACACUUAUCUAGUUUCACGGACAGUCACCGGCCCUUACAAGGCUGUGCUCCCCCAUGCCUGCUUACCCCGCAUUCUGUUAUCUUUUUUUUUACCGAUGUGUGUAUAUGGCGAAUUGUACAAUAUAGCGGGACAAAAAGCUUACUAUGGGGUACAGGUGCAGUUUUUUUAGUGUUCAGAGAAUUGGAGCAGAUGGCUUUUUCGCUGUGACUGCCUAUCUUCGUUCCAUUGUACACGCCUUGUCCUCACUUUCGCGGGUGCUCUCUUUUGAGGUGGGAUUUCGGAGGCGCAUUUGGACAAACUGUUGGACUACGCUCGUCUUUCGCUCGCUUACAAGUCAAUAAUCGCCGCUCUCUCCUCCGUCCUGGGUGCAAGACUGAUUAACGCCACUGUAAGUUUUGUCUUCAUUCUCAUACUAAUUGAGCCUUUACGGGGGCUUUCCUACGUCCUUGACGUAGGGUGCUAUCUAGAGGUGAAUAACCCACACCAGUCUGGUUGGCCUGAGUCUCCUUGCGUGUGGCGCUCAUCGGACAGACACGCACGGCGCUCCAUCCACUCACCAUCAGUAGACCGAAAUAUUCAGACGGACCACUGACAUAUGGGAGGGAGAAGAACAAGGUAGACCGGUAGUGAGGUGCCUUCCAUCAUAGCAAUCCAGCGCAUUCCUUACCACAGAGUGAACUGAGGGGCCCGAACUUGCCGCGGUGCACUGAAAAAAGGGCCAUAGAAAGUUGCCAUCUAGCCGGGGGGCGGGGGGUUAUCGCAGUCAUUCUUCCAGUUACUUUGUACUUGCUACGGCUGUGAUCAUGCCUGAUCUAGCCGAUCUCGAUGAUGUCCUGAACUGUACCUCUCUACGCGUGACGAUCCGCGGUAGCAGAUCUGGACAGCUCAACUCACUCUCUUCGUCAACGACAUAGACCGAAUACCGAAGGUCCAAGAACCACCUCCAUGUCUUGACGAACUGUGUCGAGCCAGGUUUUGAACUGACCCCCUCUUCGACGCCUCCUAUGAGGUAACGGUGCCGGAUCGAGGGUAGUAACACUCAGCUCCUGAGGUGGACGAUGAAGAAUAUGUCCGAACCACUUCAGUCGUCUUUCUUGGAUGGCCUGAGUUAUCCUCGCGAUGUUGUCGCAGCGAGCGCGGACUGUCCAGUUAGGACUAAUUCGGGCAGUUGCAACCCCCUUUCGAGGCCUAGCAAAGUUUCCAUUUUACGACCAACUAAAUACUUCCGAGGAGGUAUCGCAUUCCCCUGACUCUGCCCUUUCUGCGGUGAAUGUCCUAAUGACGGAAGGCAGACUGUCAGUCCAGUGAGUGAGUCCAGUCGACUGUAAGUGAAAAUUCUCCUUGUACACCAUAAGGGAGGAUUAAACGACUUCGGUUUCCUAGCAGGCGGCCUUGGCCAUCCGUCUUCAUGGCUUGAAACUCCACCUCUCCCCGGAGACACUUGCAGUUCUGGAUAGUUUUUAUUAUACGUUCGCAAAAUCUAGCGUCGCAGGCCACUUGGACGUGUGACAUCAUUCGGAGGGGCAUACAGACGCUAUUGAAGAGUAGAAUAAUGGUGUCCGAAUGACCUUGAGAUGCGGUGCAUUCAACACUUUCAUGCGUUACGUGGGGUGUUCGAAUGGUUGCCUAGAACAAUAACUUUGUUUUGGGCACUUUUAAGGGUUGGGCACGGGAAUAUGGACCCCUUCUCCUAGUACUACAGACGGCUUUGCGCUAAAUUGCAGAGGAGUUCCUAUUCCCGUGUCCUAAUUUUAACUCAAACCUAAACCGCCUAAUCCUGACCCGAACCCCCCCCCCCCCUGUAAUUUAAGGCAAGGCAACCUGUAAUAUGGGACGUCCUUGUUCCCGUACCCAACCCUUUUAAGAUUAUACCUGUCGUUUUUGAGUGUCGUCGAGCAUGCCUUUCAACUGACUAAGAUCACCAAACUUGUCUUCUCCCCAAGUCUAAAUUCUUCAGCCAUCGUAACUGUACGCGGAACCCUAACAAGUAGAACCGACCUUUGCAGGUCCUUUAAUUUACGUGUUAGUGCCGUUCACGAAUCUAACCUGCUUGGUGGAUGGGAUAGGUGAACGCGCUUCCCAGGAGAAGUAUUUCCGGCAAGGGGGUGGUUUAUGGCCGGGGUUACUUGCUCUUGGGUGCAUUUGUGUUGAGCACAGAGCAAAUCCUGAUCCUCUAUAUUGUCACUAAGGGGGACCAUAUGCUUACCAUAAGAUGAUAAUAGUAUAUGAAUUUAAUUCCCCUUUGUAGGCUUUGUCAAAAAGGUGUUGCAUUGUCUUAUUUUGGCACGUAGAAAUACAGUAGGUGAUCUAACUCAUGAAAGGUGUCGAGAUUUACGAAUGGUUGCCAAUCACGCGCAAACCGACACCAUUUCAUGAGUCCAAUGUCUAUGUUAGCUAAGCACAAGUUUGAAAGAACUAAAAGCAUAAAAUAAAUAUCAAAGGCAGUGUUGCGCUGUCUAGAAGUGCCGAUUUUUUUUUAGAAAAGCGCAGUAUCUCGAAAACGUCAGAAAUGGCUGUGAUUUAGUAAACUUCGUUUUUAGAUAUAUAGAAUGUAUUCUCAUGUCAAAAAGGUAGUAAUUAUGAAAGAGCAAAUAAAAUAGCGUUUAAUAAUAGUGUUUCAGUAAAGUUUGCAUUGAAAUAUCGUUUGAGAAUUAGUGUAAUUUCAUAUAUGGCGGUUUGUCAACAGCCUACAUUCUGAGUAUAGAUUCCAAGACAGUUUUUCAGGGAUUCGUGGGAUUUUUGACUCUUGAGCUGAAUGAGACGGGUUCAACAAGAGAAACGGAAUUUUGCUUGAGUUCACCGAUGAAGACGUCGUAGGAACAAAAGUUUUCAUAAGGUGACAUACUGACAGACCGAUCGGUGCUUAAUCAAUUUAAAUAAAACUGACAGGCGUGAUCGUAGACACACCAUUUCGUGCUUGUAGAGAGGACUUUUAUUUCGUUAAAUUAAUUUACAGAUUUUGCUCGUUUUGGAUUACGUUGAGUCCCAGAUCGGCCUUGAAAUAUUGUUGAAUACUUCAUGAUUUUCAGUGUUUUCACCCGAUCUCCCAUAAAGACAGAUUCCGAAUUACCUGUCAAAGGCUUUAAAAUAGGGUAAUUAUUGAAGACAUUUACCGAAUUGGUGAGUGUUUGGGUGCAUUUUUCACGAAAAAGGUCGUUCGGGUCACAUGGAAAGAAUCAUUCUAACAACAAACUUCAUUUUCAAAAAAUGGUUGUUCACAACGGAAGUCAGCAACGAAUAUGCCUUCGAUCAAUAAGAAAACUUCCUAAUAAGUUACCUCUUUACGAAGUGCUUUAAUACUGCACUCCGUUGACGGAUCUCUGUGUAAUUUGCAUUUUUCCACGGCGAGGCCAAGAAAAAAUUUGGCACUUUCUUUCACGUUUCUAAACAAUAUUAAUAGUUCUCUACCGUAAACGCAAGAACAUGCCUUUUUAUAUAUAUUCCUGUCAUUUGCACUAUUUUUGCUCGCUUUUAGACACCGUUCUUCGAUUAUGCAUGCAUGACAGAGCGCCCAUAUAAAUACUGAUAUUUUGUUGGAACUAUUAGUUUUUUGAUCGUUCCAUUUCUGAAUUAGGUAUGUGCAAAAGCUAGACUACACGACGAGUAAUGUUUAAUGUCUAAAACUGGAAAUGACCAUUUGGUGGUGCUCAUUUAUUUGGCAUCACGUGGCGUUAUUCAAACGGCAGAACAAUUUCAGCCCAUUUAAACGAAGAAAUCCUUGUCUGCGUUAUUACUGCACUUCAGGGCACAAAAUCGCACAGAUCUGUUUUUAUGACUUUUAAGAAUCGAUAAAACAUCUGGUUUUCUUAAAAUAGCCUUUGUGUUAGCAAGUUCAUUACCAGGGUUAGCGUCGGACAUAAAGUACGUUUUCGAGUGCGGCAAAGUCUCUUUAUUAAAACUCUCGCGGAUAAAUUACUUUCCUUUCAAGGAAAAACAUGCUAAGAUGCGCAACCAGAGUCUAGGACAUGCAUUAACAUAGGAAAUUGCACAAAUAUAUUGCAACGUCCAUUUUCGCUAGAUUUUACUAGUAUUUUGCUUGGUAUAAUUACGUAAACACAGUUUCUGCACAGGAAAAGGACUUUUCAUUGAAGGAAGCGAAUGGGCAAGCAAAAUGCGCAACGUUAAAUACGUCCAGUAAUUCUCUCAUCAGUUUCCGUUAUCAGAUUUCACGAGGUAGGUCACACACUGAACAUAUCGCCAGUUAUUUUCGUUCAGCACAAUUGCUCCCCGAAGUAACUCCGGUCAGAAACCAUACCCUUGUCGGUACGCCUAUAUUCCAUCUUGCAACCAGGCUAGGUCGCUGCCGAUAGGGCAUGAGCCCAUAACUUACCCGUUAGAUCGUCUGACCCAACUAAACCACACUUCAAAGGUGGAGUAUUCCCGGCUUGGAAUUUGGGUUAUGGGUGGCUGAGAAGGACGAAUAUGCCCGAAACUGCCACCAAAGUUUCGCCGCUCUCCGUCAGUACUAAUUUCCUGAUUGACUUUGUUCUCCUCUUUUAGGGGAGCACAUUUGAUUCGCCCUUGCUGCGAAAUCUUCCUGACUUGUCGUCCGCACCAGCUGCUCUACAGUUUUACCUCCCUUGCAAGGGAAAACGCGUAAAUCGUGUGGAUGACAACUGUUAUGCCCUUUCACGCUGGUCGCCCUAUCUGGAAGACCUGCUGGAGGUGGGUUUGUGCUAUCUCGGCCACGGGACGACAGUUGGUGGCCAGAUUUGCUGAACCAACUUUCUACCCUCUUUCUAUCUGUUUUUGUAGAAAUGCAUCGCGGACACUCUGGACUCGCAGCACUUCCCCUUCCUACUGGGGGCCAAUUCAUCCGAUCUACGGGGUCUGGGUCAGUUCGGCAACUCCCUGCAGCCGCCCUCUGAUCGUGCGAGCGGGGGGCGGGGCCCCUCGGCUCGCUUCCGUGCCCCCUCACCCUCACCCGGUGGCUCUGUCGACUCAAAUGGCGCAGGUGGCGGCGGUAGUGGCUUUAGUAGUGCCAGCGGCAGUGGUUCCACUCGUCACCACAAGACGGCCAGUCUUACACCCGGGAUAGGAGACGAGUUGACCAGCAUGAGCGACCACUAUGGGCCGCGUCUUAUUGUUUUCGUUGUCGGCGGUGUUACCUGGCCAGAAGCCCGGGUUUGUUACUCGAUCACUCAGAGGGUAGGUUUGGCUUUGUUCUCUAUUCUUACCCUUAGGCCAGUUUACCCUUGUUGCUGCACCACUCAACUCAAUAGCCACUCGUAUUGUUUUUUUUUGUGGGACCUAUUUAAUGGCCGUUCACGGUUGCCGUAUUGCAAUGCUGUCAUUUAGCAUUGAGACGUCUUAUAGGACACCCGGUGUACCAUAUUCCAGUCUCCACGCCUGGUCGUUCCCAGUGCGGAGCUGCGUAUCUGUCAGAUUUGAGAGACCGCCUAUUUUGCAGCCAGUCCUCACUGGAUGCCGUGUUUGUGGAGGUGCCCACGGACGCGUCGGGCAACCGACAACCAGGCUACUAGUUGACUGCGAAUAUGAUAGGGCGACUGGCUGUGUUGUGGCACGCGUAGAUGAGGAUUUGGUGUCAGAUGGACCAGGGCGCAUCUCUAAUCACCUCUACUUAAGCGGACCACUGGAACUAAGGUUAGCUCGACCUCACUGCUCCCUCAAGACUGCGGUGGAAAGUCUUUCGUUGGACGCAAUGACACAAAUAUGAACUUUCCAUCGUUUUAAUAGGAAGAGGAAAGGACUCAUGCCAAUGUUAUAUUAGGAAUAGCUUUGAUACGUUAGGUUUUUUUCUCAGACACCACUUUUACCUUAUGUCGCGUACUAAUCGAAGGUGUACUCCCUUGCAAAGGCAGUCCACGAAUGUGCAGGUGAAAGAGCCGAUCUUGACAGCCCUUAAAAUAAGACGAGUGAGGGAAGUGGUUGAUCCGUAAUGAUCACAGUCUUGUUAGAUCCAAAAAAGAAGGGCGAGAUUUAGUUGAACAUAAAACUCAGAUGACCAAGUGCACGUUCGGGUCAUGGGGCAGCGUGUCUCAAUGUUACCUAUUUUGUGUGCCUUCGUAUCGUCAUCCUUAGGUUUUUAACUGUGAAUGCGAGGUUUUGUUAGACUAUCAUGACAGAAUAGGAAUUGGGUACCAUUGAGCCCGUCUCGGUAAGUUGAGCCCUUUCGGGGACCCCACAGGUUGAAGCCUUGAUCGUUUAGUUUUGGAGAUUUGCUGUUAGGAGAACUCUUCGGUUAACUAAACUAUGCCUUUGCUCGUUUGUCUUGUGGUUUGUAAUGCUUAACCACUUUUGAUUGGUAGGUUAAGAUGCUGCUGAAUUAUUUUUCGUAUUAACUGGACGUCAGUUUUGGAGUCCUGCUGAUCUCAGCUAGUAUUUCACUGUUAUCAUUAUCACCAGUUUUCAAACUGUUGAGUUGCCGAAAGGGACUUGAAGGAUGUCGUUGAUUUGGGCAGGAUGGAGUUUAUUAAUUGCGUUUUUAAGUGGUGCUCUAUAGACUUCGUUGAAUGCACGUUGGUGGCGACUGAGUCCUUUCGCCGAGUUUUACUCCUUUAAUCCAAUACGGGGAAAUUUCGUAGUAGCCCACUUUUUUGGAAAUGUCGCUCCAUAGGCAGAAUGAUGUUACCGACAGACAAGGGAGACUGGAAUGGCCAUUUCCGGCUUAUUAGCCGUCGUCAGCCAGUCAUACCCAACCCCGAAGUGUGGCACACCCGAGCCUCGAACUCGCGACCUGCUAGUUAGAAGUCCACGCCUCUAACCACUGAGCCACGAGCCCGUGGCAGUACUUAAGGAAAUUGAGAAGAUUCGCGUUAGAAGGGCAGACACGUGUCUGUUCAGGGCGGAAAAAACUCCCUUGUCUUUUUCGGCAAUGCCAUUCUGCCUAUAUCAUGCGCCGCUGUGCGGCUGCUGAUUGGGCUCGAGAUAGAGCCCAUAAGGCACAACGGAACGAGUGAGUUCCGUAAGAACGAUCGAUGAGCGCCCCCUUACCAUUGUCACUCCAUAGUUAGGCCAGCUUUCUUGCCUCUUCGCAUGGACGCUGCACGUAUCUGUCAUCUUUGCUGUCACCACAGCCAAAUAACCACUUUGUGGGGUUACCGAAACCGCUCACAGUCUGUUCGAUCAGUAGCAUGCUCGGAAAAUGCCUUUACCCACGCCAUACUAUACAUCUUGUCGGCGCUUGCUGCCAACUGCUUGUGCGCUAAAAGGCAGUAAAAACCGUCCAGUUGCUGGAGCGGCCGAUUAUAAUGACUAAUGAUCAAUGUCAGUCUCUGUAAAUUAUUACAAGGAGACUGUAUAUGUGGGCCACAACCCCUAUCCCAGGUGUCUGUUUGAGUGAAGAGGAGACCUGGUCGAGCAUCGUGAACCGGCGUCAUUUUUGUUGGAGCUAUGUUUAUUUAUGAUGUCAAUCCCGCCCUGGCGGCGUUGCUUCUGUGCACUAUAAUUUACCCAUUGCGUAGAGCCAGCGCCCUGCUGGCAGAGUGAAUGUGAAAACAGGGCACCUGGAAAUAUCUAUAACUUGGCUUUAAGGUCCAACUAAUGAAGCCUUCUUUUCUGGACGCAAUUGUUAGUGCGGUCUAGGAGUGUCAAGUGUUAGUCAGAACCCCUGGGCGCUUAUGUUAUCUCCACUUUUGCCCCUCAAAGGACCUCCUCAGCCAGUGCGAACCGAUUUCGCUACCUUUUAGGUAGACGCUGAUCUUUCUUAAGUAUCAAUAGCGUGCAUCGGCAUACAUACUGGAGUGUUUCGUUCCACUGUGGAGCUCAGGCACAAAGCAUUCGCUGGCGGUCGCGCGCCGAAAAGCAGUCAGUAUUCUAGAAACAUCACUGAAAAACAAGGAGACCAUAGCCAUCGUUUCUGGCUUACUGAGCGUCGCCAGCCAGUCAUACCAUAAGGCCACGAUUUUUAAAACGACUCCAGUCGAUCUUUGAGAUUCAGAGGCUGUGCUAUUCAGUCGACGGGCUUGAUCUAUCAGCCGCUUUUGAGAAUAUUGCGAUCACAUGAUAGUGUCUUUCACCUAUCCUGCUUCAAACUCUUGCCUCGACCUCAUGUUAGGUGACUCUACUUGCCGACGAAAUAUAAACGAAAAACGACCUCCGCAGUCUUGCUCUUUUUUCUCCUAAUCCGCGCCAAUUACAAACUUCCGUCUUCGCCGUGGGAUCUCCUUCAAAGCUGUUUUUUUCCAAAUCUCACAGGGAUGCUUUUAUUCGUAAUACGUCUUCAGAAGCCCGCUCGAUUUAAGCAAACUGACUUCGCGCCUGUUCAUCCUAAGUGGUUCGAAAAGUGUAGAGGAGGGGGCAUUCCGCUCGCUUACCCCUCUCCACUUUUAAUUACUCUCCUUUUUAGUGUCUGGAGACGAGAUUGACGCACACUGAUCGGUCCACGUCCCCUAACACCACCGUCACCACCUCGAAGCGCUUGGGUGGCGUGGCGCCGACCCCUUCACAUAUCCUGCCAAACGGUGGCGGUACCGGCUGGAAUUGGGAGGUCAUUCUCGGUGGCACAGAGAUGCUGACGGCCGAGAAGUUCUUCAACAACUUGAAGUACCUUGCUGACUACUAG
Messenger RNA from Spirometra erinaceieuropaei, 17080 nucleotides. The record is from the annotation of a GenBank genome assembly. Lineage: Eukaryota; Metazoa; Platyhelminthes; Cestoda; Diphyllobothriidea; Diphyllobothriidae.